UGUAGAAAGACGACUUUUAUACAAGGAAACUCUUUCCGGUGGACACCAGGAAGACUGGCAUCCUCAGAGACAGUUGGUAGUUCCAACUAAGUACCGAGUCAAGCUAUUAAGCUUAGCCCACGAUCAUCCUAGUGGCCAUGCUGGGGUGAACAGGACCAAAGACUGGUUGGGGAGGUCAUUCCACUGGGAGGGAAUGGGCAAGGAUGUUUCUACCUGUGUCCGGUCUUGUGAGGUAUGCCAAAAAGUGGGAAAACCCCAAGACCAGGUCAAAGCCCCUCUCCAGCGACUCCCCAUCAUUGAAGUUCCAUUUCAGCGAGUAGCUGUGGAUAUUCUGGGUCCUUUUCCGAAAAAGACACCCAGAGGAAAGCAGUACAUACUGACUUUCAUGGAUUUUGCCACCCGAUGGCCGGAAGCAGUAGCUCUAAGCAACACCAGGGCUAAAAGUGUGUGCCAGGCACUAGCAGACAGACAUUUUUGCCAGGGUAGGUUGGCCCUCUGACAUCCUCACAGAUGCAGGAACUAAUUUCCUGGCAAGAACUAUGGAAAGCCUUUGGGAAGCUCAUGGGGUAAAUCACUUGGUUGCCACUCCUUAUCCACCAUCGAACAAAUAGCAUGGUGGAGAAGUUUAAUGGAACUUUGGGGGCCAUGAUCCAUAAAUUCGUAAAUGAGCACUCCAACGAUUGGGACCUAGUGUUGCAGCAGUUGCACUUUGCCUACAGAGCUGUACCACAUCCUAGUUUAGAGUUUUCACCAUUGGAACUUGUAUAUGGCCGUGAGGUUGAGGCCGUUACAGUUGGUGAAGCAGCAAUGGGAGCGGUUUACACCUUUUCCAGGAACUAACAUUCUGGACUCUGUAACCAACCUACAAAACACCCUCCGAACCUCUCUAGCCCUUGCUAAAGAAAACCUACAGGAUACUCAGAAAAAGCAAAAAGCCUGGUAUGAUAAACAUGCCAGAGAGCGUUCCUUCGAAGUAGGGGACCAGGUCAUGGUCUUAAAGGCGCUCCAGGCCCAUAAAAUGGAAGUGUCAUGGGAAGGGCCCUUCAAGGUCCAGGAGCGCCUGGGAACUGUUAAUUAUCUCAUAGCAUUCCCCAUCUCCAACCAAAAGCCUAAGGUGUACCAUAUUAAUUCUCUAAAGCCCUUUUAUUCCAGAGAAUUAAAGGUUUUUCAGUUUACAGCCCAGGGAGGAGAUGACGCUGAAUGGCCUGAAGGUGUCUACUAUGAAGGGAAAAGUGCUGGUGGCGUGGAAGAGGUGAACCUCUGCAUGACCCUGGGGCGUAUGCAGCGACAGCAGAUCAAGGAGCUGUGCACUAGCUACGUGCUGAUGUUCUCAACCACCCCAGGACUGACUGAACGGGCAUACCACUCCAUUGACACAGAUGGGGAAAAAAAUGCAGAGUGGUGAAGUGAUGUGCCCAAGAGUAACAUAGGAGUCUGUGGCAGAGCAGAGAUAAGACUUCCUAUUUGAGCACGUGUGAAGAGGAUGCACCUCACAUCACAUUACUGAGAUAUCAUUGAAGUGCCCAUCUCAUAGUAUCUGCGUGCCUCGAAGUGAGAAAAUGAUCCCUAUCCAAAAAUUCUCCAUUGCUUCCUCAGCUACCGUUAUAUUGGGGUUGUUCUUGCCUGUUUAUAUCCCAGAAAGUCACAAGCAGGUCUACAGCCAUCACUACUGAAGAAAGUCUUGGCUAAAGAGAGGAGUAGUGUACUGGGCUCUAAAGGUGAUAAAACUUGGACUCAUCCUGAUCUCCAAUGGAAGGGAAUUUCACAUCUAAGGGCUUGCCUCUGAGAAUGCCAGGACUCCAGCUCCGAGCAGUUGUACACUGAGAUCCCUCAACUAUGAAUACCUACUUGAUUGCAGCUGCUAUCAUGGUUGAGGAGAGGAAGGCAGACAGCCAGGCCCCAGGGUGGGCUUUAAAGAUUAGCAUCAGGACCUAGAUGAAAAUCUCUAGGAACUCUGACUUAAGAAAAGCCCAGAGCUUGUCAAUGCAAGACCUGAGUACAGAAGUCUGGAUGUAGAACUUCUCCUCCCAUCAAGAAGCAAAUUAGUAGUCCCUUACUGUCACUGGAACAGCGCCCCUUUAACAGUAUGGCAGCUGUCAGCAGGCAACUCACAAACUCCAUCUUUGAAGAACUAAAUUACAAUUGUGUUGAGAUGCUUUUCCAUUCAGAACUCAAAACCCUGUGCCGAGCACUGGGCAAAGUUCCUUUAUACCAGUCUCUUUUCUGUCAGGAGUUAGUUCCAGCAUGAGUUUUUUGAGAAGAUGUCAAAAUAAAGACUUUGCCAGAGAGCAAAGCUGUGAGUUUAAGAGCUCUCUGCUGAAGAAAGUUUGGAUACCGGUGGAUCAAUAGCAUAAAAUCCCCUGGGAGUGCAAACACAGAUUCAUAGGCUGGAUUGAGUCUGUGUUACAAUCAGAUUUACUUAAGUAUUAACUGUUGCUAGUGCUUAGGAAAUAAAUAGCUCUUGUACCUUUA
Messenger RNA from Caretta caretta (loggerhead turtle), 2472 nucleotides. NCBI's taxonomy places the organism in Eukaryota, Metazoa, Chordata, Testudines, Cheloniidae. The record is from RefSeq and is a predicted model, not a curated record.